Molecule: messenger RNA, 4895 nt
Organism: Grus americana (Whooping crane)
Lineage: Eukaryota; Metazoa; Chordata; Aves; Gruiformes; Gruidae
Gene: RCOR3
Product: REST corepressor 3
Exons: 12
Coding region: 123-1760 (545 amino acids)
Biological process (GO): regulation of transcription by RNA polymerase II; negative regulation of DNA-templated transcription
Cellular component (GO): transcription regulator complex; histone deacetylase complex
Molecular function (GO): transcription corepressor activity
Source: RefSeq, a predicted model, not a curated record
GCGCCGCGGCGGCCCGAGGGGGGGGCGGGGAGGGGGCAACAUGGCGGCUCCGUAUUAACUUCCCCCCCUCGGCAGCCCGCGCUGCCGCCGCUCUCCCCCGCUCUCUCUGCCCAAGCCCUGAUAUGCCGGGUAUGAUGGAGAAGGGAGCGGAGCUCUUGGGGGCCAAGAGCCGGGCAGCCCCCAACGGCACCAAGAGCAGCAGCCCCUCCAACGGGCACUACUCGGAGCCGGAGAGCGGCGGCGGUGACAGUGGCGACGAGCACGAUGUAGGAAUGAGGGUCGGAGCGGAAUACCAGGCGCGCAUUCCUGACUUCGAGCCCGGUGCCACAAAAUAUACUGAUAAAGAUAAUGGAGGGAUGCUUGUAUGGUCUCCAUAUCAUAAUAUUCCAGAUGCCAAGUUGGAUGAAUAUAUAGCAAUAGCAAAGGAAAAACAUGGAUACAAUGUGGAACAGGCUCUCGGCAUGUUGUUCUGGCACAAACACAAUAUUGAGAAGUCCCUUGCAGAUCUCCCUAACUUCACUCCUUUCCCUGAUGAAUGGACAGUUGAAGAUAAAGUCCUAUUUGAACAAGCAUUUAGCUUCCAUGGAAAGAGCUUUCACAGGAUCCAGCAAAUGCUUCCAGACAAGACUAUUGCAAGCCUUGUAAAAUAUUACUAUUCUUGGAAAAAAACUCGCUCUAGGACAAGUUUGAUGGAUCGACAGGCUCGAAAACUAGCUAAUAGAAAUAAUCAAGGUGACAGUGAUGAUGACGUGGAAGAAGCUCAUCCAAUGGAUGGAAAUGAUAGUGAUUAUGAUCCCAAAAAAGAAGCCAAAAAGGAGGGCAAUAACGAGCAGCCUGUUCAGACCAGCAAAAUAGGUCUGGGUAGAAGAGAGUAUCAGAGCUUGCAGCAUCGCCACCAUUCUCAGCGUUCCAAAUGUCGUCCACCAAAAGGCAUGUACCUGACCCAGGAAGAUGUGAUAGCUGUUUCCUGUAGUCCCAAUGCAGCCAACACAAUUCUUAGACAGCUGGAUAUGGAACUAAUCUCGUUAAAGCGACAGGUUCAAAAUGCUAAGCAAGUAAACAGUGCACUUAAACAGAAAAUGGAAGGCGGGAUUGAAGAAUUCAAACCUCCUGAGUCUAAUCAGAAAAUCAAUGCCCGUUGGACCACAGAAGAGCAGCUUCUUGCAGUACAAGGUGUCCGAAAAUAUGGUAAAGAUUUUCAAGCUAUUGCAGAUGUAAUUGGCAACAAGACUGUUGGCCAAGUGAAGAACUUCUUUGUAAACUACAGGCGUCGGUUUAACUUAGAGGAGGUAUUGCAGGAAUGGGAAGCGGAACAAGGAACCCUGGCUUCUAAUGGUGAUGCUUCUGCUUUAGGGGAGGACACAAAAAAUACUUCUAAUGUGCCAUCAGGAAAGAGCACUGAUGAAGAAGAUGAGGCACAAAGCACUCCGGCCACUCAGUGUUUAGGCCCUUCACCUCCAGCACAGGCAUCUGCUCCAGCACCUACCGCUCCCAUGGCAACUUUAAAUCAGCCGCCCCCGUUACUUCGUCCGGCGCUUCCUGCUGCUCCUGCUCUCCAUCGCCAGCCUCCGCCACUUCAACAGCAGGCGCGAUUUAUUCAGCCAAGGCCGACUCUAAAUCAGCCUCCCCCACCGCUCAUCCGCCCAGCUAAUUCCAUGCCUCCUCGUCUAAACCCAAGGCCAGUGUUAACCACGGUUAGCGGCCAGCAGCCACCCUCGCUUAUUGGAAUUCAGACAGAAUCUCAGUCCACUCUGCACUGAAGAAAUAAAGCAGAAUUAUGCUAACUCCUACAUUUGAAAAAUUGUAUCAAUGUACUUUUUUUUUUUUUCCAAAUAAUGAAGGGGAGAAAAGAGCAAGCCUUCACAGGUAUCAGACCAGUUUUACAGAGGAGCAAGCCAAUAACUAGAAACAGAACCACGUGAAUGACCACCUGUAUAAAAAUAUUUUUAUGUCGAAGACUUGUACAGCAGAACACGACCUACAAUACAGCCCUCCUCUACAUGAAUAACUGUUGAAGGAAGCUAACUUCUUAAAUGAAUAAAUGUUCAACACACCAAGAUUUUGUUUAACUGAUUUUUACUCUAUUUAUUUUAUUACAGUCCUUUGUAGUCAAGCAUCUAACUACAGGAAAGUAGUCUGGCAAAUCUAGGAAUAGGUAAUAUUGUAGGAGACUUAAAUGUAGCGUUGGGAUUUUGUGUGUGUGAAUUAUUAUUGGGUUUUUUUGUGGCUUUGUUUUUGUUUUUGGUUUUUUUUUUACUUUUUAGUGCAAAUAAAUAAUGGCCUUAGAUUCAGAAUUUUUGGCCCUGUUUAGAUAACAGUAGAAGCAUUUCACGCACUUGUAAAAUGUAGGUGUUUCUUCUCUUCGUGUUUUUCCCAGAACACUUUUUCUUGUUUAAAAAGGUACUGUCUUAUUAAAUACUCCUCUGAAAGAGUAUUCUGAAGACUCAAUGAGCUAUUGUACCAAACUUAGUAAAUCUCACACAUGUUCUACUCAUAGAAGUUAACUGAAAACAGGAGUCCAGUUUCCUGCUGCAAUAUCUCGUGUGGGCUGGGGUGGAGAGAGGGACAGAAACUUCUACUACCCAGGGGGAUGACAGGAGAGGAACCAUAUAGCAAGAACCAUUAACUUAAUUUGUUAUUCCACUAAUUCUUCUAAUUUAAGUACAGUAGAAUUUCAUUCCUCGGAGAAUGGCUGUGUGCAGUUUGUGUAUAUUAGAUCAUUGAUACCUUCCCUAAGAAUUCAUGAGGGAAAUACAGAGGCUGAUGGUGGUAAUAGAAUAUUGUGGCAGUGGAGUUACCUGCUGCCAGCCCAGUCUUGCUGUUAAAUGAUUAUCUCUGAUUUCUGGCAAAGUUGAUUAGCUGGGUUGAGGCUAUUGGGGGUGGGGGGGCAGUGUUUAAUUUGUUUUAUUAAAUAAGUAAAAUCUACAUUUCGGUAUUAAAAAUUGCUUCCAAAUUUUAGGAGAUUGAAAAGUUUUCUUUCCACUGCAUUCUUGUCUGAAACCUUGAUUUAUGCCCAGCGGUGUUUGGGGAGUGGGAGGGGUUAGUGGGGUUUGGUUUGGUUUUUUUUUUUUAAUUAUUAUUUUAAAAAGUAGAUGCCUCUAUCCUCCAAGUAAACCAGGCUGCAAAUUUGAGUAGCACUGUUUGAAACUGUGUGACCUGAAUCAAGGUAUUGAAAAAUAUUGCAUUCUUGACUAUGUAAUAACAUUCAUGUCAACUGCCAUACUAUUUAGAAAAUCAGUUUUGCUUAUAGCUGAAAUGGUGUUUGAAAAUCCUUUUAAAUCCAUUCUGUUAUUAACUAGAUUUGCCCUUGACUAAAAUGAGACUUUAUUUGAAAAUGGAAUGUGCUCUCCCUAGGCUUUUUCACAGAUAAAUUGGAUGGUCUAACAAUCAGUUUAGGAGCUGGCUAAGGUCUUUUUUUAUGUGCAAAGGGAAGUUCUUACAGCAUCAGAUCCUAUUUCAUUUGUAAAUCUAGUAUUAAAGUUUGAUAGUUGUGGCCUGAAUUGCCAUAAAGGUGUUUACCUUUAUGGUUUAGUUCUUCAUUUUAAAAUAUUUUCAGAUCAAACUUGAGAGGUUUUCCUUUCCAAACAGCUUUCCCUGGUGUGCUGAGGUCUUGUACAAAAGGUCCUCCUUAGAAAUUUUCUUUUGCAUCGGGGUAGAUGCUUAGCCACUCCGUGAGCAUCAGAUGACCUCAUCUAAGAAAAGCAGCAUUGUAAAGCGAGCACCGAGGAGUCUGUGGUCACUGAAACUUGUGUUCUUGGAGUCAUAAGUGUCCCCUCACCAGCUACACACAAAUCUGGCUGCUUUCCAGACUUUAAAACUGAUAUGAAACCAACCUGGUACAUUUUGACAUCCUAAGUAUCUCAAUUUAAUUGUUAACAGUGAUAAGAUCCAUCUUCAGGAUUUCUUUUUUCUUUUUCUUUUUUUUUUUUGCAUUGAGUCUCCCAGGUGUGUGUAUUGUACCUUUGCUAAUUUUUGUCUUGUCUCUUGUCGAUAGACUUCAGUAUGCAGAAUGUUGGGUGUUGCAGUACAGUUGGCCACCACCAACUGCUGUAAAACUGUUCAGUACAUUGUAAUUCCGUUUAAUCUUGUUUAAAUAUUCUAUAACUGGGCAAAGGUGCUGUAUUUGAAGGGGGGAGGGUCAGAGAUGGGUAGUAUUUCUUAAUUUACAUACACUGUAGCACACAGUAGGGAACUCCUAGCAUUUGUAGUACUAAGUAAGUAUGUACAUAGCAAAAUGUCUUUAUUGUGUGCUUUGCAGAAUAUGUGCAUACAGUUUGCACGUCCUGUUUUGGGGGGUAGGGUUUGUUUUAAGCAGUGUUUGCCUGGAGAGUGAUAUGCUUGCUGCUUAAUCAAAGGAUUAAAGUUUCAAAGAAAUCUGUGUCUUCUAUUUUUAUGUACCUUGUAAUGGUCUAAUAUGUUAGGGCCCUUAUACUGUGAUUCUCUUCUAAAUUCAUUUAUAUUUUUUUAAGAAUUAGAAAUAAAAUUAUACAAUGGUGUUGAUUUCAGUGGGGAAUUUCUUUUGCCAUAUCUAGUCUCCUGUUUUGUAAUGUAGUAAUGAACUCUGACUUCAAGGUUGGCUUAAUUUUGUCACUUUAAAAGAUGUAAAAUGUUUGCACACUAAAGUUUGGCAGAGAACGUGUAUCCUACAUUGUUCAAAGCUAAUGUAACUCUACAGCUUUUUGUACAGUUUAUUUUAGUUAAUAAAGCAAAUCGGUACUAAAAAAUGACAGAUUUUACAAAUGCAAGGCAUAAUCUGAAUGACGUCUUCUAGGAACAGCACUUGCAAAAUCUGGAUGUACAAGAGCUAUCAGAUUUAAUUGUUGCACUUUAAAUCAGAAUGGGUAUGAAGUUAAGCAGGUAUUUCUGCAUUAAUAAAACAAUCACUAAACUUUGCA